Aspergillus steynii IBT 23096 is the source of this 2175-nucleotide messenger RNA. RefSeq names its product cysteine proteinase. Lineage: Eukaryota; Fungi; Ascomycota; Eurotiomycetes; Eurotiales; Aspergillaceae. The transcript has 3 exons. The coding region runs from base 1 to 2175 and encodes 724 amino acids. Gene Ontology annotation, biological process: proteolysis. The record is from RefSeq and is a predicted model, not a curated record. Gene Ontology annotation, cellular component: cytoplasm. Gene Ontology annotation, molecular function: calcium-dependent cysteine-type endopeptidase activity.
AUGUCUCCCGAAGCAGACAAAGAUCCAAAGAAGUCGCCGCAGGAGCACAUCAACGACUUCUGGACCAAGUUCAUCACCAAGACCCCCAGCAAAGUCACCCGGAUCUUCCCCAUCGACUUGCAUGCAGAUAUCCUCCCCCCAGCUGAAGAAGAGCCGGUCUUAUCCUCUCGCAACGUCGCCGAGGGCUACGAAGCAACGGCUGAGAAAUGCAGACAACGCAUCCGCCGCAUCGUGCGCGACUGUAACCGCACGAACGAGAAAUUCGUCGACCCCGAUUUUGAUCUCGAGACCGACAGGUAUUUAAACUUGUGGAACUGCCUUCGCGGACUUGCUCGAAACGAAGAUACUAAACCAGCGGACGAGAACGAGUCUGUUGAUGAGGAGGAGGAGGGAAGCGGCUUUCCAGGCUCAGUGCACAGAGUUGAUUGGAUCUUUGAGCGGCCCGAAUUCACGAUCGAUGGGUACUCGAGUACAGAUAUCAAGCAGGGAGCCAACGGCGACUGUUGGUGGCUUGCGGCCGUGGCGACGAUCUGUAACCGGCGGGACCUGAUGGACAGGUUGUGCGUUGCGCAAGACCCAGAAUGCGGCGUGUACGGGUUUGUGUUCUACCGCGACGGAGAAUGGGUGUCGACCGUGAUCGACGAUAACUUGUACUUGACGAACGAGGACUUUGAUUUCAACGGGGACUGGCAUGGGAGCGUGGGCAAGAAAGCGCGUGAGCAUAGAAGGAACCACCAAACGGGCUCAGAAGCUCUCUACUUCGCGAAAUGCUCGCACCAGAACGAGACCUGGCUGCCGUUGCUGGAAAAAGCCUAUGCGAAGAUCCACGGCGACUAUGACGCCCUCUGGGGCGGGUGGUCGGGAGAGGCCGUCGAGGAUAUGACGGGGGGUGUUACGACGACGAUUGCGACAAACAGAAUCCUGAAGAAGAGCAUGCUGUGGAAGGAGCUUGUAGAUCCGGAAGGGGGCUUUGUUUUUGCUGCCUCAGCCCUGGCAGCUGGUCGUGAUUCGGCUCGAGGAGGUCUGGCCAUGGGGCAUGCUUAUUCGAUUAUUCGCGCGACGGAGCAGCAGGAUGAGGAUGGAAAUCCAGUGAGGCUAGUCCUGAUCAGGAAUCCAUGGGGCGAAAGAAAUGAAAAGGGAACGGGCGAGUGGAAUGGACCAUGGAGUGAUGGCUCACGAGAGUGGACGCCCUACUGGCUGGAGAAGCUCCAGCAUAAAUUUGGGGAUGAUGGCAUAUUCUGGAUCACAUACGAGGACAUGCUAUCGACCUUUGCCUUCCUUCAUCGAACCCGAAUCUUCGACAAGAAGUGGACCAUUGUCCAGCGGUGGACCAGCGUCAGCGUCCCCUGGGUUACAGGCUUCCUUCAAACCAAGUUCGACGUUGAUGUCAAGAAAGCUGGGCCGGUGGUUUUUGUGCUUUCGCAGAUCGACAAGCGCUAUUUCCGAGCCCUGGAAGGGCAGUAUGAGUUCGCGCUGCACUUCAUAUUACGAGAGAAGAACGCAAAACCCGGCGAGCAUCUAGGACUGGUCCGACCGGUUCAUUCCUGGGAAGAUCGAUCCAUCAGUGCCGAAUUCGAACUUGAGCCUGGGAGAUACGAAGUUGUGCCCAAGAUUAUCGCAACAAGAGACCCCAAGAAGAAGAUGGUAGAAGAUGUGGUAAAGGCUCAGGUAGAGAAAAAUUCGCAGAAGUUGAGGCAGAUUGGCCUGAACUACGAUCUGGCGAAUUCAAAACACGAGCUGAAAGGCCAGAUGGAAGCCAAGGCUGACAAAGAGAACAAGGAACAGAAGGUCGAGCAAGAGAAGAAGCACGACGAAGAUGGAAGCCAGAUUGAGAAACUCGAGAAGGGAGAUCUUGCGAGCAGCACCGACCAAGAUGUGAACGGUAAAGAGGCACACGACGCAGACGGCCAGAUUGUUGGUCAAGUUGACGCUCUAACUCUACAUGGCACGUCUGAUGUUGAACAGAAUGAUAGGGAAGAUAAAAAAGACGACGACAAGGGCAAAGAGAAUAACAAGGAGGAGGAACAUGCAAAGGACGAGACUCAGGCACCUGAGACAGACGACAACGGACCUGGGCCAUGGAACGCAGUCUGUGUGAUCGGCUUAAGGGUCUAUACCCAAGACCCUGAAGUCACCAUCGAGCUGGAGAAAGCGAAAGACUCGAAUGUUGUGUGA